AUGGCUGAAGGAGGCUACUGCAUAUGUGAGGAAGAAGAAGCUGAACAGGGUUCUGCUAGCCAGAACGGCGUCGUUUUGGACCAACCCAGCGAAAUUUUUUUAAAACGCGCUGGCCAAAACGUCGCCCUCUUCGACCAAAACAGACCCUCAGCACUCCAAAACCCCAAUUUCCUAAACCUCAAACCUAAAUCCUCAAUCUUCACCCCCCACAAACCUUUAACCCUCUCCCCCACCAAGCCUUUAAACCUCAACUCCUCCAUUGCCGCCGCUGCUAGCAGCAGCACCGCUUCCAAAAGCUUGCCUCCGCUUCCACCACCUCACAAUUCAAGAAUUAUGGAAAGAUUUUUUAAGAGAAAGUCAUCAUUGGGUAGUUCGGAUAGUGUCGGUAGUUCAAGAACUUCAGGUUCAAGACAAAGUGAGUUAGAUGAGGUUUUGGCUAAUCUUCAAGUAGACCCGGGACUAAGAAUUCGUAUGAUUAAGUAUGAUACUAACAUUAGAGAUGAGGUUCGAAGAGCAUAA
Prunus armeniaca (apricot) is the source of this 519-nucleotide messenger RNA. Lineage: Eukaryota; Viridiplantae; Streptophyta; Magnoliopsida; Rosales; Rosaceae. The record is from the annotation of a GenBank genome assembly.